GGUGUUGUGAUACCAUAAACGAAAGGCAUUAUUUGUCGAAAAACAUAUUCUUUGGAAAAUUCCGAUCAUUUUUCAUAAUCGAUAGACGUUCGAGGACGUUUCGAAUUGCUUCUACGCAAGCUGCUGCGUUCGAACGCGCAAAUACUGAUAAUAGUAAUCGCUUUUACCUUCUCAGACGGUAACUCUAUACUUAAAAAAUGACAACAACGUUGUUUACGUGAAUUUUCCACACGCCAAGUUUAUCAUAUUUUGAGUAAAAAUUGUUGACAUAAUUUGGUGGUAAUAAUAUAUAGAUGGGUAGAAUUUGUAAACGAAUAUUAUAGAAUGUGGAAAAUUUGGAGAUUAAGAGAUACACAUGAAGUACAAAAGAAUUUAGACUUUAAUCCGUUGUAAUCCAUUAAACUUGGUAGAUAAGUAAAUAAAUAGAGGAAUAGAUUGUAAAUAAUCAAAUAAGCCAGAGAUAGGAAAAUUGCGUUUGCGUAGCACCAUCUGGUGGAUAAUUUCGAUAUAUUAGUUUGAUUACUUAGUUGUCAUGGCAAUGACUGGCAUACAAUCGUGGAAAUUAAUAAUAAUAUUCAAUCAUAAUGAACGCGUGUACGUUUUAUACUCGAUAUAUAAGUUUGUGAUGACUUUGUUGUAAAAGAAUGUCUGUCACAAACGAUAAUUUGGAAACGACGUAUAAACCAGUUUAUCGUCGCAGACGCGUUUCAAAAGCUAGACAUAUGUUUAAAAUGCACAAUGCUUGCAAAGAUUUACCAGACUAUGUAACCGAAGAUGGUAAUGAUUACGAAGGUGACAUACCUUUGACAACUAAAAGCAAUAGAUGUAGAAGAAAUAGAAAAUUGUCUAAGGAAAGUAAUGAACAACAAAUGUUUGAUGAAGGUGAUGCAGACUCAGGUAUUAUUUCUUCAAGAAUAAGAGACAAACAUGUUUCAAAAGAUACAUUGAGAAUAGCUAAUGAAUAUCACAAAUUAGAUAAAUGCUACAAGAAUGUUCAAGAUGAGUGUCGAAAGUUAAAUAGUUUAAUGGAAGAGCGAGAAGCAGAGUAUCAUCAAUUAUGUUCGAGAUAUGAAACAGUAGUACAAAUGAUGAAGGAAAUGGAAGACACAAGAGUUGAUUUGGUAAAAUACAAUAGAAAACUUGAGGCUGAGAAAAUUCAAUCAAGCGAAGAUGUAGCAUUAUUAAAAUGUAUCGUUUACCAGCUAAAUGCUGAAUUAGAAAGAUAUCAAGACAAAUUAAAAGACCAAAAACUUGGAACAGACUUCGUAAAAAAUAAUGAAAAAGCAGAAAAGUACAAUCAACACGUUUGGGGUGGUAUUAAUUUUCAUACAUUGGGUCCACUUUUAAAUGCUUAUCAAGAAAACUUGUCAGAAAAACAAGAAUUGGUGAACAUGUAUGAGCAAGAAAUGGCCGAUUUUGGAAGCAGAUGUAAAGAAAUAGUCGCAGAGAACGAACUUAUGCAUAAAGAAGUGGAAAAUUUGAGGAUAGAGUGUGCCAGGUAUGCACAGGAAAUAAAGUCAUUGGUUGAGAAUAGUGCAUCACUGAAAAAACAGAAUGAUAUCCUGCAAAAAGAAACUACAGGUCUCAAGAAAGAAGCAAAAGAAAUUUGUUCGCUGUACGAAGCAAAAAUGGAAGCAAUCUUAAAACGUAAUGAAGCACUUAAAAAGGAACACACAAUUAGUGCAUCAGAACUGAGCAAUCUCAAAGGAAAGUACGAGAUCUUAAGCAAAGAGUUCGAAAAGGUUAAAAAUAAAGAGGAGCAAACAGUCCCUACUAUCGUUCAUACUACUGCUAUCGAAGAAUGUAGGACGUUAUUGGAAGAAUUAAAGCAUCAAUAUGAGAGCGAAAAACGUAAUUUAUGCAAUCAUAUAAAACGUAUAGAAGAGAAUCAGCCAGAAAAUGAAAAACAACUCGUAAUGAUUACAGCUGAAAGAAAUCAUUUAAAAAUCCUCGUUGACAAACUAGAAAGCAAUCUCAAGCGCACACAACGUAAAUAUGAGAACAUACAAACCCUUGUAUAUUCUACACGCGUUUCACGUGAUUCGUUGAAAGAACAAUUGAAUAAGGCAACCGCUUAUUGCGAAGAAUUGUUUUCCGAGUACGAAAGGAUUGUUACAGAGAGGGAAAAGUUACUAGGCCUUUUGCGUGAAACGGAAAAAGAAAAUGCAACCAUCGAUCGUCUUGGAAAAACCAUUAAUAGCCGAGUGGAUGGAUUAAAAAAUCAACUGGAGAACGUCCAAAAAGGCGCGAAACAUCAAGUUGAAUCUGUCGAGAAGCGUAUAAAAUUACAAGAGCUCCGAGUACGUCAGAUGAAACGUAAAUAUCGUCGUAAAAUACAGAAUUUAAAAGAUACAAUCAAGCAGAAAGACGAUAAAAUUUUAAAAUUACAAGAAAAGCAUACUAGUCGAAAUAAUUCGGUCCCAGAUUUAUCUAAACCUGUAGAUGACGAGAAACUUCAAAUAUCUGAAGAUAAAAUUAAUAAGCUUUAGAUCAAUCGCGUAAAUCGUUAGCACAUUCUUAAAUGCGUGAUAAGAUCGCUCUUAAUGGAUUGGACUUUGAAACUGAUUUUCAACGAAUCUCUUAAUAAGCAUCUAAUUAUGGAAUAGGUGCUACUCGAAACACCGUCCUCCUGGUAUUUACCAACCGUGUCAGUCACUUUAUUUAGCGGUGACAUCAAACGAUACAAGUGGCUGCGAAGGCUAUCGUUCGCCACUAUAUGAAUGGCCGAUGGCAGUGGCGGUUACAGUAACCACCUCUCGGUGAAAAAUUGAUGUCAGCCUUUAUAGGUAUGAUGUCAGAUGCGUUCCAUACAUUUAUGUAUAUGCAAAAGUUGUAUGUGUUAGCCUUAAGCCUUCUAUAGAGAUCAAUAACAAUUCCAAACACGAUAA
Hylaeus volcanicus is the source of this 2888-nucleotide messenger RNA. It is a transcript of the gene Cep89, whose product is annotated as protein Cep89 homolog. The record is from RefSeq and is a predicted model, not a curated record. Lineage: Eukaryota; Metazoa; Arthropoda; Insecta; Hymenoptera; Colletidae. Gene Ontology annotation, biological process: cilium assembly; mitochondrion organization; chemical synaptic transmission. Gene Ontology annotation, cellular component: ciliary transition fiber; centriole. The transcript is spliced from 5 exons. Bases 645 to 2489 code for a protein of 614 amino acids.